GAUUGGACUACUGGAAGCUAAGGAGGGGUGGGGACUGGGCAGAGUCAAAGAAAAAGCAACUAUGGCAACACCAGCGCUUGAGGCUUGAAGAGGGAGACGAACUAAAAGGUAUAGUUUUUCUUAUGGAAGAAUAUCCAGUUAUUUCAUGAUGGCAUUUGCACCUCCGAAAAGCACAGAUGGUCCCAAAAUGCAGACAAAGAUGAGUACCUGGACACCCUUAAACCAUCAGCUUUUGAAUGACCAAGUAUUCGAAGAAAGAAGAGCUCUGCUUGGAAAAUGGUUUGACAAAUGGACAGACUCUCAAAGGAAAAGAAUCCUGAUAGGCCUUUUGGAACGCUGCUCCCUGUCACAGCAAAAGUUCUGCUGUCGAAAGCUUCAGGAGAAAAUUCCAGCAGAAGCUCUGGAUUUUACUACCACGCUUCCAAGAGUGUUAUCCUUAUACAUCUUUUCUUUCCUGGACCCCCGAAGCCUUUGUCGUUGUGCGCAGGUGAGCUGGCACUGGAAGAACUUAACUGAGCUGGAUCAGCUCUGGAUGCUCAAAUGUUUACGGUUUAACUGGUACAUCAGCUUCUCUCCAACUCCCUUUGAGCAGGGUAUAUGGAAGAAGCACUACAUUCAAAAGGUGAAAGAACUUCAUGUUACCAAGCCUAAGACACCUCCCAAAAAUGGGCUUGUGAUUGCUGAUGUUCAACCAGUUCCAGGCAGUUCUCCAGAGGAAAAACAGUCUCCUUCAUCAGCUUUCCGCUCCUCUUCCUCUUUAAGAAAGAAGAAUCACCCAGGGGAGAAAGAACUCCCACCCUGGCGGUCCUCCGACAAGCAUCCAACCGAUAUCAUUCGCUUCAAUUACCUGGACAACUGUGACCCCUUCGAGCCAAUUUGGCAAGGAAGAAGGAAAAGACAUGAAAUGACCCCAGAUGCCAGCCGACAGUCACAUGAUAAGAAAAAUAAAUUGCAGGACAGAUCUAAGCUAAGAAAAGCACAGUCACUGAUAUCCCUAAGGGCAGAACCCAGCUCCCUUCUACAAGUUCCAGCUCUUCUCGCCUGGCCUCCUCAUCGGUUAGCGGGGCUCCCAGCCACCGAGGCAACAACGAAAGUACUCAUGCAGCAUCUUCAGAGACACUCUGGGCUUCAGUCAUUACCCAUCCAGGCUCCAGAGCUGAAGCUGAUUUAAAAAUGUAAAAAAGAUCUUUUUAGAAUUGACAAGAUGCCCUCCACGUUGGAGAUUUGGAUGUUACUUGGCUCCUCUAUUGGAAACUGUCGGUUCAGGCACCUUAAUGUGGAAGUGAAUUCUACAGUAUUUCGGCAAAAGAGAUUCAUGACAUCAAUGGUGACAUAUUUACAAAUUUAGAUAGAAAUGCAAAGAUGAUAGGUACCAUGGAGUUGAUAAAAGGAUAUGGGACAGCACCGUUGGUAAUAUUGGGUAUAUGAGAUAGGGUCCCAGAAGGACACAGACGGCCCACUCCCAAGGCUGCUCAAGUAGUUUCAUGAUGGGGCUCUUACCAUGCUGUCUUAUUUUGCUAGGCCUUCCAUAACAAAUUACCACUAUCUUAGUCCGUUUGGGCUGCUGUAACAAAAAUACAAUAGUUAGGUGGCUUAUAAACAGCAGACAUUUAUUUUCUCACAGUUCUGGAGGCUGGAAGUCCAAGAUCAAGGUAUCAGGGUCGAUUUCCUCUGAGGCCUCUCUCCUUGGCUUGCAGAUGGCUGCCUUCUCGCUGUGUCCUCACACCGUCUUCCCUGUUUCCCAAUCUCUUCUACAAGGACAAAGUCGGAUCGGAUUAGGGCCCAUUCUAAUGACCUCAUUUAACCUUAAUUACCUCUUUGGGGACCCUAUUUGCAGAUAGUCACAUUCCAAAAUCCUAGGGAUUAGGACUUCUACAUAGGAAUUUAGUGGGAACACAGUUCAGCCCAUGACACACACUGUGGGCAGGGUUAAAAACACCAAGAUGAAAUGGCGACACACCUAGGAACUAGGAACAGUGGAUGCCUUUACCAUCCUUUGUCCUAAAGAGGCAAAAGGGAAAGGGUGUGUUGUUCCUAGAACCCAGGGAGAGCUGUAGCCAGCCAUGGGAGAGGGGCUGCCCAACAAGAUGUGGGCCACGUGGAGGACGGAAGCAGCCACCGUGGAAACCAAGCCCUGCUAGGGAGCAAAGAGGAGAGGACCCGAACCUUUCUCUCCCCACCCUUUGACACUCCAGCAGCUCUUCCCUUUGGUCAAAACUAUCUAGAAGUCAGACAGCAAAGACACCUGGGGGUUGCAGCUCUUACAUGUCAGCCUCCAGGGCAGGCAAGGGAGCUGAGAAGUGUGACCACGAAUGGGCGCAAAGGGGUAGGAUGUGAGUGGAACAGUGAGGAAUAACCAGCACAGUGGAGGGAGAUGUAUACAUUUCCAAAGGAAGAAUUAGGAUUGAUACUCAAGCAAUGGCUGAGCUUUAAAGUUGCUGGAAAACAGAAAAUGUUACUUAGCUGCAACAAUAUUAGUCAUACACUCUGAAUUAAAUGACCUACUCAUGUAACCAUUUCAAGGUCCCAGAAGUUACUAUUCUAGGAUACUUAUAUACCUAAGUAAAGCAGGAUGGUAGAAAAACAAAUAUGUUUGUCAAUCAUGUAAUAAUGAACACUUAUAUUCUUAUACUACAUACUGUAAUGUGUAUAUAUGUGAAUGGUUUAAAAUAAUGGCCUGACAGGAUGGCCAAGGAUA
This is a messenger RNA of Pteropus alecto (black flying fox), 2698 nucleotides long. It is a transcript of the gene FBXO16, whose product is annotated as F-box protein 16. The record is from RefSeq and is a predicted model, not a curated record. Gene Ontology annotation, molecular function: protein binding. The transcript is spliced from 8 exons. NCBI's taxonomy places the organism in Eukaryota, Metazoa, Chordata, Mammalia, Chiroptera, Pteropodidae. Bases 146 to 1171 code for a protein of 341 amino acids.